UGGGGCGUGGCCUCUUGCGGCGCGGGCGGCGGCGAUGGCGGAGCCGCGGGUGCUGGUGAUCGAUGGGCGCGGGCACCUCCUGGGCCGGCUGGCGGCCAUCGUGGCCAAGCAGGUGCUGCUGGGGCGCCGCGUGGUCGUGGUUCGCUGCGAGGGGAUCAACAUCUCCGGCAACUUCUACCGCAACAAACUGAAGUUCCUGGCGUUCCUGAGGAAGAGGAUGAACACCAACCCCUCCCGGGGGCCCUUCCACUUCCGCGCCCCGAGCCGCAUCUUCUGGCGAACCGUGAGGGGGAUGUUGCCCCACAAGACCAAGCGGGGCCAGGCGGCGCUGGAGCGGCUCAAGGUGUUCGACGGGAUCCCCCCCCCCUACGACAAGCGCAAGCGCAUGGUGGUCCCGGCCGCGCUCAAGAUCAUCCGCCUCAAACCCACGCGCAAGUUCGCCGUGCUGGGCCGGCUGGCCCACGAGGUGGGCUGGAAGUACCGGGAGGUGACGGAGGCGCUGGAGGAGAAGCGGAAGGAGAAGGCGAAGCUGCGCUACAACAAGAAGAAGAAGAUGAUGAGCCUGCGGCACCGCGCCGAGCGCAACGUGGAGGCAAAGACGGCGCCGUUCACGGCAGUGCUGCGACAGCACGGGGUCCUGCUCUAAUAAAGGGGCUGUGCUGGCAC
Molecule: messenger RNA, 666 nt
Organism: Corapipo altera (White-ruffed manakin)
Lineage: Eukaryota; Metazoa; Chordata; Aves; Passeriformes; Pipridae
Gene: RPL13A
Product: ribosomal protein L13a
Biological process (GO): negative regulation of translation; translation
Cellular component (GO): ribosome; cytosolic large ribosomal subunit
Molecular function (GO): structural constituent of ribosome; mRNA binding
Source: RefSeq, a predicted model, not a curated record